Salpingoeca rosetta is the source of this 3302-nucleotide messenger RNA. RefSeq lists its product as uncharacterized. NCBI's taxonomy places the organism in Eukaryota, Choanoflagellata, Craspedida, Salpingoecidae. The record is from RefSeq and is a predicted model, not a curated record. The coding region runs from base 75 to 3302 and encodes 1075 amino acids. The transcript has a single exon.
UGUGUGUGCGUGUGCGGCUCUCAAGCAAGACAAGAGCUGCAUGGUUCUAGUUGCAGCGUUGCAGCGCCAGCACAAUGCUUGGAGAACAGCACCAACAGCGGCCACAGUCGCCAAGACGCGACCACCGACAGCAUCGGCAACCGGCCCAAGGCGAUGAAGACUGCGAGGACGCUAUCGCGUCGAACCAGCACUCCCCAGGCGGCCUGUGCGUCGACGUAUGGGUGGUGAUUGCCAAACAUUUGGUGGAGGCAGACAAACACGAGCCUGAGCUCAAGUGGCCGCAACUGCACAUCGCCAGCAACGCCAAGUUGGACGACGACGACGAGCGAUUUGAGGGCUGGACGGCAUUCUUUCGGCUGACGUUCACGUGCCGCGUGCUGUACCACGAGCUGGCGUUGGCCAUGCCAAAGUGGCUGCUGUUGACCAGCUCCAUCCCUACGGCCCUGCUUGCCCGCUACCACUUCAUUGACACGUACCAAACUGGGCUGACCGGCAUCGAGUACAGCACCUCCCUGUCACCACACACAAGCGAAGGCCAGGCCCACUCCCGCCCCCAUGACGUCGAUGGUGGUGGUGAUGGUGGCGGUGGCAGUGGCGGUGGCGGUCGUGAUGAGCACAGGCACAGCGUGGCCAGCAAGGAUCCAUCACCGACAACAACAACAUGUACGAGCACCACCACCAGCAGCACCAGCAGCAGCAGUGGCAUGAGCGACAGCGACAGCAGUGGCAACAGCGAGAGCAACAGCAGCAAUGCAGUUGGCGGCAUGAGCGUGUAUGACGCGUGGCUGGAAGAGCGAUUCCUGGUGUAUUCGCAUCUGGGUGUUCCGUGGAGACCCGCGGGCCCAUAUCUACAGCGCCGCGUGUUUGGAAGCGUCGUGUCUGUGCAGUUCUGCCAACGGUUUCAACGUGUUGGCGUUCUGUUCUUUGAGCGCGUGUCUGAGCUGGCGACAUGGGUUGGAGGCACAACGGCUGCUGCUGCUGCCAUUGCCGCCGCCACAGCACCAUCAUCCCCACCAGCAGCAGGCGAUGACGCCCACCCCACCCUUGAUAGCGAUGAUGAUGAUGAUGAUGAUGAUGAUGAUGAUGAUGAUGAUGAUGAUGAUGAUGAUGAUGAUGAUGAUGAUGAUGAUGAUGAUGAUGAUGAUGAUGCCGACGAUGAUGAUGGUGAUGAUGAUGAUGAUGAUGUCGUGCUGCAGCACGUUCGGUAUGAUGGUCCGCCCUGUCUGCAAGUGGGCGCGUUUGCGCUCGAGGCCACGCUCCUCAACCAGGAGACCGCCGACAGCGUGAUGCGGCUGCGCAGCGCACUGCACGACGCGUACAUGUACUCAAUGUCGGCGAUGGUGAUUGGCCCACUGCGCUACCUGGCGUGCUUGCAGGCAAAGACAGUCGACAUUGUGUGCCGCAACUCCCCCAUCGCUAGGCUUGACCUGUGCGACGUACAUUCGGUUGUCUGGGGCGUGUCCGAGGACCAGCAGCAGCUUCGCGGCACGUGGCGUCGCGUUGCACACGCCCGACUGACACGUGUGGGCCACGCUGACGAUGACGAUGACGAGCAGGUGCUGCUGACAGCUGUGCGCGACGUGCGCAUCGUCCAGGGCGUGCCAACCGUCAUCAUCCAUGGGUUGCACGUUGCGCAAGGCAUUACCCCACUCGCCGCGGCAAAACGCGUUGAGCUGGAGGUUGUGCGCACAACAAGUGCGCGUCCGCUUGCGACGGUGACGGACGGCGUGAUCCUGAAUUCGGUUCUGUUUGAUGAGGGCAUGAGCACCAUCACGGUGGGGGCACAGCGCGUUGCCGUCUUGUACACAAACGGGGUGGAGCAACUUGUGCUGCCCAACGCCACCACCAUCCACCUGACGGGGAUGCCUGCGCUGCUGGGGGUGCGGCUGGAGCGAGAUGGGCCUGUGGAACUUGACUCGCUCUGGCAAUGCUACUGCCCACAGCUGAGCAUGCCGCAGGUGCGAGCGAAGCAGUGGAGUGUGGAGCGCGAGAUGGGGCUGCAGCACGUGGCACGGCGCGUUGUGCCGCACGUGUCUCAACUCUCCUUCUUCGGCAUCGAGGAAACUGUCCACACGCGCGGCACCAUCAACGACGACAACAACGCUGGUGGUGGUGGCGGUGGUGGCGAUGAUCACGUUGUCGACACGGAUUACGGUCUGGUGGUCUGUGCCCUUACACCCACCGCACGUCCUGAGCACUUGGACAGAGACAUGAUGCAGGUGGAGGAUGAGGAUGUGGAGGAGGAGGAGGAGGAGGAGGAGGAGGAGGAGGAGAUAAGAGGUUUGGCUGGUCGGGUGCAACACCGCACAGUGGACAGCAGUCAAGGGAAUGCCGACGACGACGACAACGAUGAUGAUGAUGAUGAUGAUGAUGAUGAUGAUGAUGAUGAUGAUGAUGAUGAUGAUGAUGAUGACGACGAUGAUGAUGAUGAUGACUUGGUGGAAGUGGAGAAAGAGCAACAGCAGUCACAGCAGGACCAACGGCAAAUCAACGGAGAAGACGAUGAGGAAGAACGAUGGCUCCAAGAGCAACUGGUUUCUGACCAUCAAUAUCAUCAUGACGAUGAACACACCCUGCCACCACGACCACGACCACCGCCACCCCCUCCGCCGUCGCCCCAACACGCUCGACGACGACGCCACGCGCCAUCAUCAGUGGUACCGCUAUCACCGCCAGCACCGCCAUCAUCACGACCACCACCGACACUUUCGCCGCAGGAUCAGCUGUUCUGGCACGUCGUUGACAUGAGCCGCUAUCAUGCGCUGAAGUCGAUCGAAAUCACGAGCGAGGGCGUGCACCACCUGACCAACCUUGACUUUCUCCCCAAUGCGCGGCGCAUCGUCCUGUGCGGUGUGCACCUCUCUGGUGCGCUGUUUGCACCAAAGGCGUACGUGCGCCUGGUGGGCUGCACUGGACAGCUCAGCGUGCACGGCGCACGCGCCAUCUUCUGCGUCCUGUCGUCUGCUCUCGAGUUCACGGCGCUGCGUGAUGUUGGGCGCAUUGGGUUUCGUGACAUGCACGUGGUCGUGCGUUGCCGUCCAGAGCGCGUGGCCAAGUGCCGCAUCGCGUGCUGCCGCAUUGGUGACAUCCGCCACUUUGACUGCCUCAACACGCUCGCCCUCCUCCUCAGCUCGUUUGAGGAUCCCCGCCACUUGCCGUGUGUCCCCGUGCUGCGCGUGGCCAGGUGCACGCUCAUAUCCGCACGGACCAUCUCGUGGCCCAUUGUCACGCUCGUACGCCGCAGUUUGCGCGAGACGGUGGAGGCGCUCACGGGGAGCACAUUCGUGGACCCGCCACUGUGA